AUGGUGCGAAUCUUCAUCACCGGCUCAAGCGAUGGUAUAGGGCAGGCAGCUGCCAAGGUCCUUUCCGAGCAGGGCCACUCAGUCGUCCUUCAUGCGCGCAACGCCGACCGCGCCGCCUCAGCCCAAGAGGCCGUUCCAGGCGCCGAGGCCGUCCUGGUGGGCGAUUUGAGCUCCAUUGCUGAAACAAAAGCCCUAGCAGAGGAAGCAAACAAGUUGCCACCGUUCGAUACGGUCAUCCACAACGCGGGGAUCGGAUACGGGGCGACGGCCAGCCAGGAGAUCACCGCAGAUAAGAUCUCGGCUGUCUUUGCUGUCAACACGCUUGCACCAUAUAUCCUGACCUGCUUAAUGCAUAAACCAAAAGCAAGGCUUCUUUAUAUGAGCUCGGAUAGUCAUUACGGCGGUGACGAGAGUCUACGGAACAUCACGCAGUCCCAUUCGUACGGGAAUACCAAACUGCACGAUGUAAUGCUAGCAAAUGCAUUCUCUCGACGAUGGGGCAACGCGAUCCAAGUAGUUAGCAUGCAUCCUGGCUGGGUGAGGACCAAAAUGGGAGGCGUAAUGGCGCCUGGGGCGUUGGACAGGCCGGCCAGAGUCCUGGCCGACUGGGCAAUCGGAAAGGGAGAUCUGGCCCGCCUCAAGAGCGGUACUUUCUUUACGACUAGCGGCCCAGAAUCUGCACAUCCCGGUGCCGAUAAUGUCCAGAAACAAGAGGAGUUAUUGCGCAUCUGUAAGGAGGUGUCGGGCGUGGGGGUUCCGGGGGGGUAG
Aspergillus nidulans FGSC A4 is the source of this 768-nucleotide messenger RNA. RefSeq lists its product as uncharacterized. NCBI's taxonomy places the organism in Eukaryota, Fungi, Ascomycota, Eurotiomycetes, Eurotiales, Aspergillaceae. Bases 1 to 768 code for a protein of 255 amino acids. The transcript has a single exon. The record is from RefSeq and is a predicted model, not a curated record.